Messenger RNA from Pteronotus mesoamericanus, 1374 nucleotides. RefSeq names its product cytotoxic and regulatory T cell molecule (gene CRTAM). Gene Ontology annotation, biological process: positive regulation of natural killer cell mediated cytotoxicity directed against tumor cell target; cell recognition; detection of tumor cell. Lineage: Eukaryota; Metazoa; Chordata; Mammalia; Chiroptera; Mormoopidae. Bases 1 to 1200 code for a protein of 399 amino acids. The record is from RefSeq and is a predicted model, not a curated record. Gene Ontology annotation, molecular function: signaling receptor binding. The transcript is spliced from 10 exons. Gene Ontology annotation, cellular component: plasma membrane.
AUGUGGUGGAGAGUCUGCAGCUUGCUGAUUUGGUUACCCUUACAAGAGGCGGUCGUCCCGGAGCCGACGGAGCCGACGGAGACGGAGACGGUGACGGUGGAGGAAGGGCAGGCGGCGGCGCUGCGCUGCGCGGGCGCGCGGGCCGGCACCGAGGCGCUGCAGUGGGUAGCCCCGUCGGGGUUCACCAUCUUUCUGAACGAGCGUCCUGCUUUAAAAAGUACCAAAUACCAGCUUCUUCAUUACUCCACCAACCAGCUCUCCAUCAGCCUGCAGAACGCGACCCCGCAGGAUGAAGGCGUGUACAAGUGUUUGCAGUACGGCAACGCCGUGAGAACAAAGGAAGUGAAGGUGACUGUGCUGGCAACUCCUUUCAAGUCGAGCCUGGAAGCUUCAGUCAUCAGAACGCAAAGCGGAGAAGAACAUGUUAUCCUUAGGUGCGCCACCACGAGAAGCAAGCCCCCUCCUCAGAUAACCUGGCUCUUGGGCAACGGCGUGGAGCUCUAUGGUGAAACGUCUCAUCAGUUUGAAGCUGACGGGAAGAAGUGUAACAGCAGCAGCACACUCAGAGUCCACGCACAUGGCAAAGACUCCACCGUGGGCUGCAUCGUCCGACACCCGGGUUUCCAAGGACGGAGGCUGAUAGCAUCUUCCCGGUUUGAAGAUUUGGUGACUGCUCAGAAGACAGCUUCGGGCGUCCUGGAGAACAGCUCUGCGUCCUUGCGAGACCCCGGGCCGUCCAUGAGCACCGUCGCGGUGAUGGAAGAUUUUGGGACGUCGGAGACUGACAAGGAAAAGGAAGAACAAACCACUCCACAACCGGCCUUGACCACUGGCGCAAACCCUCAGUUUCAAGCAUUGAUGAAGACGCAAAGUGGCGUACUGCUGCUCUCUCUUGUGUCCAUCCUCCUUUUCAUACUCUUCAUCAUCGUCCAGCUCUUCAUCAUGAAGCUUCGGAAAGCACACAUGGUAUGGAAGAAAGAAAAUGAAAUUUCAGAACAUACUCUAGAAAGUUAUAAAUCAAGAUCAAAUAAUGAAGAAACAUCAUCCCAAGAGAAAAAUGGACACACGUCUCGUUCUAGGAGCUGCAUGGACUACAUCACACAGCUGUACUCAGAAGCAAAAACAAAAAGGAAGGAAAACGCACCGCAUUCAAAAUUAAAUGGACAGCAUGCUGCUCACAUACCAGAGAGCACUGUGUAGUGCCUCCCGCAAGAGAAAACGUGAUUUCAGGGCAACCACAUCGUCCGCUCUGUGGACAGCCUGUGGGAAGCAGCGCGAUUGCUGUGCCAGAAAAACAUGCCUUGACUGCAGCACAAGAUGGUGUCCUUCCACAGACAUCGGCCCCAGAUUCAGGGCAGCAAGAUGAGGCCUAAA